Dufourea novaeangliae is the source of this 531-nucleotide messenger RNA. RefSeq names its product anaphase-promoting complex subunit 15-like. The coding region runs from base 72 to 479 and encodes 135 amino acids. Gene Ontology annotation, cellular component: anaphase-promoting complex. Gene Ontology annotation, biological process: regulation of mitotic cell cycle spindle assembly checkpoint. The record is from RefSeq and is a predicted model, not a curated record. NCBI's taxonomy places the organism in Eukaryota, Metazoa, Arthropoda, Insecta, Hymenoptera, Halictidae. The transcript is spliced from 3 exons.
UCGUAAUUUGGCAAGUGAAAGAUCGAUCCUUCGUGCAUUGUUAAAUAUUGCGUGUAAUAUUAAAUUUCAACAUGUCGAUUAUGCCAUUAUGGCCACAUUUACAACCCAGAGCCACGGAUCCGUUGUGGUUUAACGCCGAUAGGCCAUGUGACGAUGAAAGCGAGGUAGCUGCACUCGAAGCAGAACACCAAGCAUGGAGAGAACACGUUCGAAUACAAGGAUACGAUCAUAUUCCUAUUGGCAAGACAGUCAGCGACUUCAGAGGAUCCGUGGAAGAGGAAGAAGAGGAGGAGGAAGAAGAGGGAGAAGGGGAGGAGGAGGAGGAAUCGGAUACCCAUGAAGAAGAGGAAGAAGAUUUGGACGAAAUUGGUAUGGAAGUGAGCUACUCCCAUCAGCAGCAGAGAUCCAGUCCAACCGAUACAGUGACAGAACCAGUGUCCAUCAGAAUGGUCAGCACACAUACCGGUCGAUACCCUUGAACUAUCUUAUACGAUCACUACCGAUUUUCAACCCUAUAUACAUUAAAUGCUU